Dioscorea cayenensis subsp. rotundata (Guinea yam) is the source of this 2170-nucleotide messenger RNA. RefSeq names its product protein phosphatase 2C 70. The record is from RefSeq and is a predicted model, not a curated record. Bases 58 to 1956 code for a protein of 632 amino acids. Gene Ontology annotation, biological process: protein dephosphorylation. NCBI's taxonomy places the organism in Eukaryota, Viridiplantae, Streptophyta, Magnoliopsida, Dioscoreales, Dioscoreaceae. The transcript has 14 exons. Gene Ontology annotation, molecular function: cation binding; protein binding; protein serine/threonine phosphatase activity.
AAACGAAAACGAAAAACGAAAAAUGGAAAAUGAAAAUGAAAAUGAAUGAAAGAAUGAAUGAACGAGAGAGGUCGCCGAUGGUGGCGGAGAUGCAUCAGCGACCCAUUCAAAGCUCCUCGCUUCUCGCCCCUCCUCCUCCUCCUCCUCCUCCUCUCCACCAGCCGUCCAUGGCGAUCCAGAUGGCACCAGCUCUCCUUGCCUCUCUCCUCGUCAUGCUCCUCCUCCUCCUCCUCCUCUUCCUCCUCGCCUGCCGCCCCUGGCGUUUCAUCCGUCUCGCUCGCCUCCGUCGCCUUCUCUUCUCCCCCACCAUACCUUCCUCCGCCCUCAAGGGUUAGAUCGGCGCUGCAGAGGAAUGGAGGUUUUGGAUUAGCGUCUGAUGAUCUAGAAAGACCACUUUUUCGUGAAAAUGAGGACUAUGAAUCAGGCCAGAAUUAUGAUCUCUCUAGAAGUAUUACUGAUGUAUCUGCCAUUCGAAUUGAUGAGAGAAGUAAUGCACCAAGUACCCAUGUACUUGGCACUAAAAAGAGGGUUCAAUCAGCUGAUUUUCACAUCAAUGAAGCAAGUACUUUGUCAUUGGAUGUGAUCUCUGAUAUCCCAGAAGCUCUGCAAGUUGGUCAGACACUUAAACGUCCUAUAGUAUCUAAUUGGCCAGUUAAGGAUGCAAAACAUUUCAAAGAUGCUAGCCAUGAUCUUGAAUUUUCUGCCAAGGAUGUUGGAUCAUUACGAAGCUGCUUGACCCUAGAGGUCAUAGCUGGUCCUGCUCGGGGUUCAUGCUGUUCUCGACAGUCAAAAGACACGGACAUGCUUCCACUAACUCUUGGAAGGGUUUCUCCUUGUGAUUUGCUGUUAAAGGAUUCUGAGGUUUCUGGGAAGCAUGCUCUUAUUGACUGGAAUAUGAAUAGUUCAAAAUGGGAGCUUGUGGAUAUGGGCAGCUUGAAUGGAACACUUUUGAACUCUCAGGCAGUUCACCAUCCUCAAUCAGAAUCUCGGCAUUGGAGCAAUCCUGUUGAGCUUGCAAAUGGAGAUAUUGUAACUCUUGGGACUUCGUCAAGACUCCAUGUUCAAGUUACACAACACAUUGACAAGCAAAUUCCUUUUGGCAUUGGUAUGGCAUCUGAUCCUAUGGCUAUGCGUCGUGGUGGAAAAAUGCUUCCUAUGGAAGAUAUGUGCUAUUGCCAGUGGCCUCUUCCUGGUGUUGACCAGUAUGGACUUUUUUGCAUCUUCGAUGGCCAUGGGGGGGCAGGAGCAGCUAAAGCUGCAAGCAAGUUGCUACCAAAGAAUGUUGCCAACAUUCUGUCAGAUCCUGAUGCGAGGGGGAAGGUUUUCUCGCAAUGUGAUGCUUCAGGUGUCCUAAGAGAUGCAUUUUCUUUGACAGAAGCUGCUCUGGAUCAUCAAUAUGAGGGGUGUACUGCAACAGUUCUUUUAGUUUGGCUUGAUCAUAACGAAGAAAUCUUUGCUCAAUGUGCAAAUGUAGGUGAUUCAGCUUGUAUUAUGAGUAUUAAUGAGAAGCUGAUCAACAUGACAGAAGACCACCGGUUAUCUAGUUUGACUGAGCAUUCUCGCAUGGCAAAAAUGGGGAUGCCAUUGAAAGAUGGUGAAACACGUCUUUGUGGCAUAAAUCUUGCUCGAAUGCUUGGAGACAAGUUUUUGAAAGAACAGGAUGUGAGGUUCAGUUCAGAGCCCUACGUAAGCCCUGUUGUGCAUAUAUCAAAAGCAUGUACAGCAUUUGCAGUUAUCGCAAGUGAUGGUCUAUGGGAUGUUAUUAGUAACAAGAAAGCAGUACAGCUUGUCCUUCAGAUGAAGGCUAGAGAGAAUGCUCAUGACCAGGAUUCGGCGGGGCGGAUAGCAAAUUUUGUAUUAAAUGAAGCUAGGGCAUUGCGAACCAAGGACAACACAUCAGUUAUCUUAUUAGAUUUUGAUUCUAUGAGAAUUGAUAGUUGUAUCACCAACUCCUAGCUCUAACUGACAACUAAUAUAGUUAGCUGCUCAUCAUUAUCUCAAUGGUCAUAGUUUUUCCAGGCCUUGCGUUUUUCGUACUUUCCCGUUGUGUGCUUUUCUCUUUUUAAGUUUCUUUGAUAGAGUGAUAUUACUUAUUUAAACUUAAACUUCCUAGAUGAGUUAUUUAAUCAUGUACAUACAGAAAGAAAAAAUAAAAGGGGGUGGUUGUUCA